AAGGUGUGGCCGUUCCCGGAUUAAUGCCGCGGUUCAUUGUGGAUACGUAGCGCCGAUCACUGACGCGUUAUUCUGAGGCUCCGGUCCGUUAGCCCGCUGCCGGCCCACCGUCUCGCCCCGACAGGGUCACUGACCGCACUUCGCCCUUCGGCUCCUGCCUGCUGUAUCUGUAAUCUGUGACGGGGCUUUGCAGCGGCUUUCUAUCUCCGUAUGGCGGAUCCCUGACUGUCGGUGGCCGCAUCCGUGCAAACGGAGGUCCGGGUGGCUUAUGACGGACCAGUAACCGCCUGCGGAGUGAGCCGGGCGCGGUUCUUCAAGCCACCGCCUCCCCGGACUGCCUGGCCACUAUGGACUCCUGAAUUAUGAAGCACAGCUCUCAUCUGGCUCUUGUCUCCGGUUACCACUGCUACUAGCUGUUAGCCUCAGUGACACUCUUUUUAAAGAGAGAGAGAGGGAAGGAAGGAGGGGGGCAACACUGACCCAGCAGCUGCUGCUUGGACACACAUGGUACAUAGCUGCCAUACCCGGGCCUGCAUCUCUACAGUGCUGCCCUCCCGCUGACGCCCCAGCAAACCUAGGGCUCAUCGCCGCUUGCCACCACACAAACAUACAUUGGAUUUUUCCUUUUCCUUCUCGGCUGUGGGGAACUGUGGUCUGCUUGUGAGCGCCCCCGGUCAUGGAGGCCGGCAUGGAGUACUGCGUGGCCCAGGUGAUGCAGAAGGAUGUGGGUCGACGCCUGCAGGUAGGCCAGGAGAUCAUAGACUUUAUUGCCGACAAGGAGAAGUCCCAUGAUCUGGAGCAGGACCAGGCUGUGCUGGACAGGAUGGUGGAUGGCAUCGCCAGCUCCUGGGUCAACUCCAGCAACUUCAAGGUGGCUUUGCUAGGAAUGGACAUUCUGUCUGCUUUAGUGACCCGGUUACAAGACCGCUUCAGAGCCCAGAUUGGCACAGUGCUGCCGAGUUUGAUAGACCGAUUGGGAGAUGCAAAAGACCAGGUGAGAGACCAGGAUCAAGCUCUGCUGCUGAAGAUCAUGGAGCAGGCUGCCAACCCUCAGUACGUGUGGGACAGGAUGCUGGGCGGUUUCAAGCACAAGAACAACCGGAGCAGGGAGGGGGUCUGUCUCUGUCUGGUCGCCACCCUCAGCGUAUAUGGAGCUCAAGGUUUAACCCUCAGCAAGAUUGUACCACAUAUAUGUAACCUGUUAGGAGAUCCCACAAGCCAGGUCCGAGAUGGGGCCAUGAACUGUCUUGUGGAAAUCUACCGGCACGUCGGUGAGAGAGUACGGAUAGACCUCAGUAAGAAGGGCCUGCCCCAAUCACGGUUGAAUGUAAUCUUCAGUAAAUUUGAUGAAGUCCAAAGAUCUGGGAACAUGAUCCUGUCAUCUGCCUCAGACAAGAACAUUGACGAUGAAGACUCUUUGGAUGGGGGCCGGUCCUCCUCCUCCUCCUCUUCCUCCAAGGCGCCCCCUGGUGGCCGCAGGAGUGUGUGCGUGGGUUCCGUACGCAGGCCUGUCCCAGCGGCUGGUCCCAAGGUCCCAGGGAAGGAGGGGGCCAGCGCAGGGGCAGUGGAUGAGGAGGACUUCAUGCGCGCCUUUGAGGAUGUGCCUACUGUGCAGAUUUACUCCAACCGGGAGCUGGAAGAAUCCAUUAACAAGAUCCGGGAGGUCCUGUCCGACGACAAGCACGACUGGGAGCAGCGCGUAUCUGCGCUGAAGAAGGUGCGUUCUCUCCUCCUGGCCGGUGCAGCGGAGCACGAGGGCUUCAUUCAGCAGCUCCGCUCCCUAGAGGCUGCCUUCAAGCUCUCGGCCAAAGACCUCCGCUCGCAGGUGGUGCGUGAGGCCUGCAUCACGCUGGGGCACCUAUCCUCCGUGUUGGGGAUCCGCUUCGACCAUGGUGCCGAAACCAUCAUGCCCACGCUACUCAACCUCGUCCCUAACAGUGCCAAAGUCAUGGCCACGUCCGGCGUGGCUGCCAUCCGGCUCAUCAUCCGCCACACACACUACCCCCGGCUGAUUCCGAUCAUGACCAGCAACUGCACAUCCAAGUCUGUGGCCGUCCGACGGCGCUGCUACGAGUUUUUAGACCUCCUGCUGCAGGAGUGGCAGAUGCACUCUCUGGAGCGGCACGUCGCGGUCCUCACAGAGACCAUCAAGAAGGGCAUCCAUGACGCCGACUCCGAGGCAAGAUCUGUGGCCAGAAAGUGUUACUGGGGCUUUCACGGACACUUCAGCAGGGAGGCAGAGCACCUCUUCCAAGCUCUGGAGGCCUCUUACCAGAAGGCCCUGCAGUCGCACCUGAAGAACUCGGACAGCAUCGUGUCCCUGCCGCAGUCAGACCGCUCGUCCUCCAGCUCCCAGGAGAGCCUCAACCGCCUUUCUGCGAAGAGCCCAAUGGGGACCAGCAUGGCACGAGCCAAAGUGGUGAGUUCCAAGGUCCCAUCAGCGCCAGGCUCCCUCCAGCGAUCCCGCAGUGACAUCGACGUCAACGCUGCCACCAGUGCCAAGUCCCGCAUGACGACGGUUCCCACGUCCGCUGCACCCUUCAGUUCUGCUGCCGCCCUGCCUCCUGGGUCCUACGCCUCUCUGGAUGGCACGCCUGGUAAACCAGAGGGUCGUGUUCGCACCAGGAGGCCGAGCUCUGGAAGCGCGGUGGGGGUGAGCACCGUCACCACAGACAGCAGGGGGCGCAGUCGUGCCAAGGUGGCAUCCCAGUCCCAGCGAUCCAGAUCAGCCAAUCCAACUGGUGCUGGUAGUCGCUCCAGCUCUCCGGGACGACUCCUGGGCCACGCUCAUGGCCGGGCCCCCCGCGCCUCCGCAUCUGCCGCCGCCACGCCGUCCUCUGACAAACGUGUCAGGGUGCCUCGGAGCCAGGGCUGCAGUCGCGAGACCAGUCCCACCAGGCUAGGCGUGGCCCGGAGCCGCCUCCCCCGGCCCAGCGUGAGCCAGGGGUGCAGCCGUGAUACCAGCCGCGAGAGCAGUCGGGACACGAGUCCCGCGCGCGGUUUCGCUCCUCUGGCCUCCCGACGGCACUCCCGCUCCACCAGCGCGCUCUCCGCGGCCGACCCCGUGGCCCAGUCAGACCGCUUCGGCCUGGUGCAUCCUGCUCGGAUCUCAGCCAUGAGGGUCCUCAACACGGGCACAGAGGUGGAGGCGGCGGUGGCAGACGCCCUGCUGCUCGGUGAUUCCAGGAACAAGCGGAAGCCCGUCCGCCGGCGGUACGAGUCGCCGGGGAUGUACUCGGACGACGACGCUAACAGUGACGCCUCCAGCGCCUGCUCAGAGCGCUCGUACGGCUCCCGCAACGGUGGCGUGCCGCAUUACCUGCGGCAGACGGAGGAUGUAGCUGAGGUGCUCAACCACUGCGCUAGCUCUAACUGGUCGGAGCGCAAGGAGGGUCUACUGGGCCUGCAGAACCUGCUCAAGAGCCAGCGGAUCCUCAGCCGAGUGGAACUGAAGAGGCUCUGUGAAAUCUUCACCAGGAUGUUUGCCGACCCACACAGCAAGGUGUUCAGCAUGUUCCUGGAGACGCUGGUGGACUUCAUCCUCGUUCACCGCGAGGACCUCCAGGACUGGCUCUUCGUCCUGCUUACCCAGCUGCUGAAGAAGAUGGGUGCCGACCUGCUGGGCUCCGUCCAGGCCAAGGUCCAGAAGGCCCUGGAUGUCACCAGGGAUUCAUUCCCAUUCGACCAGCAGUUCAACAUACUCAUGCGUUUCAUCGUGGAUCAGACCCAGACGCCCAAUCUUAAGGUGAAGGUGGCCAUUCUCAAGUACAUAGAGUCGCUGGCCCGGCAGAUGAAUCACGCGGACUUUGUGAACUCCAGCGAGACCCGGCUGGCCGUGUCGCGCAUCAUCACCUGGACCACGGAACCGAAGAGUUCUGAUGUGCGGAAGACCCUGCAUAACUGGGCGGCUGAGGAACUUUCGGGCAGGUCCUGCACCACGGCCUCCCUGCCUGGGGAGGGCAACCUGGAGGAAAGGUGCAAGCAGGCCGCCCAGGUGGUGCUUAUCUCACUGUUUGAGCUAAACACGCCAGAGUUCACCAUGCUGCUGGGGGCGCUGCCUAAAACUUUCCAGGAUGGAGCCACCAAGCUCCUGCACAACCACCUGAAGAACUCCAGCAACAUGGGCGUGGCGUCUCCCAGCAGCACCAUGGGUCGCCCCCCUCCUCGGCACCCCGGUAGUCGGAGCAGCCCCCUCACCUCCCCCACAAACUGCUCUCAUGGGGGGCUGUCACCCAGCUUGUUGGAGUAUGACACGGAGAACAUGAACUCAGAUGAGAUCUACAACUCGCUGCGUGGCGUCACCGAAGCCAUCCAGAGCUUCAGCUACCGCAGUCAGGAGGACCUGAAUGAGCCCGUGAGGCGCGAGGGGAAGAAGGACGACACCGUUGGCCGGGAGGCUCUUCUGGCCGGUUCUGGGUCUGACCCCCGCCUGGGAAUUGACGUCAUCGAGGGGGGGCGUACGGCGCUGGACAACAAGACAUCACUGCUCAACACACCGUCCCCACGCUCCUUCGCGGGGCCCCGGGGUCGUGAAUACAGCCCCUACACCUAUGCCGACACCAUCAGCUCUUACGACAAAAGCGCCCUGAAGGAGGCGGUGUUUGAUGAUGACGUCGAGCAGUUCCGUGACGGCCGGCGCUCAGCCUGUGGUGAAAACAAGAUGUCUCACACCAAGGGGGUUUCUCCUGUGCCCCUGGACCGCUCUGAGCUGGUUGCCGAGCUCCUGAAGGAGCUGUCCAAUCACAAUGAGCGUGUGGAGGAGCGCAAGGGGGCACUGGUAGAGCUGCUGAAGAUCACGCGGGAGGACAGCCUCGGCGUCUGGGAUGAGCACUUCAAGACGGUGCUGCUGCUGCUGCUGGAAACGCUAGGCGACAAAGAUCACACCAUCCGGGCCCUGGCUCUACGUGUCCUGAAGGAGAUUCUCCGGAACCAGCCAGCUCGAUUCAAGAACUAUGCAGAGCUUACCAUCAUGAAGACACUGGAGGCCCAUAAGGACUCUCACAAGGAGGUGGUACGGGCAGCAGAGGAGACUGCCUCUACCCUGGCAGGCUCCAUCCACCCGGAGCAGUGCACCAAGGUGCUGUGUCCUAUUGUGCAGACGGCCGACUACCCCAUCAACCUGGCAGCCAUCAAGAUGCAGACCAAGGUCAUCGAGCGCAUCGUCAAGGACUCUCUGCUGCAGCUUCUGCCCGACAUCAUACCUGGGCUCCUGCAGGGCUAUGACAACACGGAGAGCAGCGUGCGCAAGGCCAGCGUGUUCUGCCUGGUGGCCAUCUACUCCGUGAUUGGCGAGGAGCUGAAGCCACAUCUUUCCCAGCUCACGGGCAGCAAGAUGAAGCUGCUCAACCUGUACAUCAAGAGGGCCCAGACCACCAACAGCAACAGUAGCAGCUCAUCGGAUGUGUCCACACACAGCUAGCCUGUCUGCGGCCCGUAGCCGCCCCCCCACCCCCACGGCGGCCAUGCCUCUUUCCAGACCUCUCCAUCUGUGUUUGCAUCAACACCCACCUCCUCUUCCCCCAGCGGUGGGGGGAGGGGGUCAUUGUAUAUGUUUCAGCCAGUGUUUACUAUACACGAUUUCCUUUUACCUUCAUACUUCUGGAUGUGGAGUCGUUUUGCAGAUAUUUCUCCCUUUUCUGGAGCGACGAGGUCUCACCGGGUGGGAUGUGGGACAAUCGCUGUCUGUACUGCAGCCUUGCUGUUACUCAUGUCCUUCUGAAUCGAUGGCUUAGCUGAAAAUGUUAUGAUUUUUUUUUGGCAAUGAAACAAAUAAGGGCAAAUGAUAUCUGCUUACUGCGGUUAUCUAGAGACCUUUGAGCUGCCCCACUUUGCCCUAAAAGCGGAUCCUCAUCAUUCCUGCAAGUGGCAGCAGCCUUGAAUAAAGGGCAUGUUCCGAAGAGCAUGUCCUGCUGGACCUGUGAGAAACGGCUGGGGUCGUCACCUAAUCAUUCACUAUUUGUCACGGCAGACGAUCAUUUGGCUGGCCGAGUGAUUAAUACAUGAGGGUCUAGUGUAGUAUUCCAACGCUGAGCACAGUAACAACCAAAAAUAUAGGGUUAUACACAGAAUUAUAAUUUUUUUUUAUUUCCAUAUGUUAUAUGUUUUAUUUAACCAAGGACCGCGAAUUAGUGAGAAUUUUCCAGACAACUAAACGGAAAUUUGUUGAAUACUUUGCUUUUGACAUUCAUCAUGAAGGGCAGAUAAAAAGUUUUGUUUUUCAUGAUUAAUCACGUUACACGGAUGUUUAGUCACUUAAUGGUCACUUAAGGUGAAAGUAUUAAGCUGUCUGACUGACCGGCGACUUGCUCAGCUUCAGGUAUAAGCUGUGCUUCUGUGAGGUCCAUAUGGCCUGAUCAGAGUCCGCCAUAGUUUGUCUCAUUACAAUCGUUUUUUUUUUUUUUUUUUUUUUUAAGACAAAAAUAGUCCAUUAUGAGGAAAUAUUUAUGGGAAUAUAUUGUUUUUCCUGGGGAAUCCUUGACAAUCUGAAACACUAAUUUGUGAAUGGGAUAGGCUGAGGACUCGUGUCCUCAAGAAACGUGCCAACUGAUAAAGCAGCUCGAAUGAAACACGCCCCCCCCCCCCACACACACACACACACGGUAUGUGCCUGUCGCAGGACAUCCAAUGACAUUUUACACUCCAGCCUUCGUCAGAAAUUCCGUUAGUCAGUGCACUGUAUAAAUGUGAGACGUUUCUCCGCUUAGAUUUUUAUUUAUUUUUGUUUUCCUGUGGCCGUCAAAGAGAGGAAGGGCUGUAACGUGUUGCUGCGGAUUUGCGGUGCCCCAGUUCCGAAGGUGACAAGCCUGACACUAAAGCCUAUGUCCCUUACACAUAACGUCACAGCAGUGGACACUAAAGACACUCUCAGGCCUUACUCGCAUUUUCAGCGUACUGUUUUCACCACACAGACUGUUAUUGGGGUGGCACGGUGACGCGGUGGCCAGCAAUGGGGUCUGCGUGCUCUCCCUGUGCUGCGGGGGUUUUUCCGGACUCUCCGGUUUCCUCUCACAGUCCAAACACAUGCAGUUAGGCUGAUCGACGUCUCUAAAUCGCCCGUUGUGUGUGUGAGCUUGUGUGCCCCGCUAAUGACCGGCACCCUGUCCAGAGUGUCCCCUGCCUCAUGUCCUGCUGCCCAGAAUGGGUUCCAGGCCCUAACCCAGCCCUGUACUGGAACAGCUGUAAAACGGACGGUCGUGUUGAAUGUUAAGUGGUGCUACUGUGUGCUUGUCCUUCUCUGCAGUGCGAGAGCCUGUGUAGUUCAGAAGGCCUCAUUUUGUGACGAUGAAGAAAGGUCUGAUGUCAAGAAAGGCCUUCUAACUCACCUGUACCCAAUGUAACCAGUUUUCUGCAAUUAAAAAAAGACGCACCCUUAAAAUAUUUUGUACAUUUCUUCCAGUUGCUGCUUCGCAAACUUAUUAGAAAGCAAAAAAAGAAGGUCAAAGAGCUCUUGUUUUGCACGUUAACAGGUAACCUGCAUGUCUCAGAAACCCACCCCGCUGUGCUGUGACUGGUUCUGAUCCGAGUCCCUUGGCUCCUCAGCUCGGCCUGUACAUACAGUAUUAAUCUGAACUGGAAAAGCAAUCAAACACUACUUGAGCUAUUUUUGGGUCUGUCCACCCAAACUGAGGUCUAAGAUAGUCGUGCCUCUCGGAGAGCAGCCUGCCGACUACGGGUGUGAGACCCUGACUCGAGACGGUUCUGGGACGUCUGGGUGUGUGGCCCGGUGUCCGCCACCCUCCAUGCUAGGCUGGCUCAGACGAUACUUGCAGACAGACCCGCUUCACACCAGUCAAGAUGAGUACGUUUCCAGUACAGUUACUUUGAGCCUUUUCCAGAGUUUUGCUUAAUUCCUGUCUAUAGGGAGAAAGUCUUUACGUUUUGCAGGAGAUAGCGAGUCUCCAGAAAGGACCGUGCUCUUUGGCCAUUACCGUGGAAUCCAUAGCGAAAUGUUGAUGAAGCAUGUUUUGUUUUUAAAUUUAAUUUUAAUUUUUUUUGUUUUUUUUUUUGCUUUUGUCAUGUAAUAUCAAUAUGUAUUUAUAUAUUGUUUUAUUUUGUGUGUAUCAUGACAGCUGUACAGAUUUAAUGUUUGUUCUUGUUUUUAUUAAUAGCCACAUGUGAUAGAAUUUGCAGACAAAAAAUUAUAAACAUCAGUUUGCUCUAGAAAUAAACCAAAUUCAAAGACCUCU
Brienomyrus brachyistius is the source of this 8186-nucleotide messenger RNA. It is a transcript of the gene clasp1a, whose product is annotated as cytoplasmic linker associated protein 1a. The record is from RefSeq and is a predicted model, not a curated record. Gene Ontology annotation, biological process: mitotic spindle assembly. The coding region runs from base 677 to 5419 and encodes 1580 amino acids. Gene Ontology annotation, molecular function: microtubule binding; kinetochore binding. Gene Ontology annotation, cellular component: cytoplasmic microtubule; spindle microtubule; mitotic spindle. The transcript is spliced from 43 exons. NCBI's taxonomy places the organism in Eukaryota, Metazoa, Chordata, Actinopteri, Osteoglossiformes, Mormyridae.